Ornithodoros turicata is the source of this 4237-nucleotide messenger RNA. RefSeq names its product disintegrin and metalloproteinase domain-containing protein 10-like. Gene Ontology annotation, molecular function: metalloendopeptidase activity. Gene Ontology annotation, cellular component: plasma membrane. Bases 1451 to 3961 code for a protein of 836 amino acids. The record is from RefSeq and is a predicted model, not a curated record. The transcript is spliced from 14 exons. Lineage: Eukaryota; Metazoa; Arthropoda; Arachnida; Ixodida; Argasidae. Gene Ontology annotation, biological process: Notch signaling pathway; membrane protein ectodomain proteolysis.
UCUAUUCGGUCGUUUCAUUUAUCCGGAUGCCCCGGUAUCCGGACGAUUUCGCCGGGAACGGCACCGUCCGUAUAAACGGGGGUCGACUAUAUAUGACAUGACGAUGACAAUCUGGGCGGAGAAUGUGAUGACUGAAGUGAUGGAGGUUGUGAAUGAAGGCUUCUUAAGUUUGCUUGUUUUUGUUUUAUGGCACAAGGGCAACUAUUGCUCAAAGAGUGCCAUCACACAUGUUCACAUAGUUCACACGUAGUAUCAUUGUAGAUAUAUGUCUUUGUGUGUUUGAUAGUAGUUUUAUAUUCUAGGUAAGUAACAGCUUUCCGAGUUAGACACUCCACAGGGUGUUGAAAAUUAAGCCUUCACGAGCGCUACGCAAACACACCGAUGACAGGAAACCAGAUGAUAACUUUACCCUACUUGUGUAAGAAACAGGUGCUGCUAAUUAUGUAGCACCUGUUUCUUACUCAAGGAACAGAAAAAUAGCACCAGUUUUCUUUUGUUCGCCUAUUUAUAAAGUGCUAGUGAAGGCUUAAUUUUGAACACCCUGUAUACACUGAAAGUCAAGAACGAAGUGAUACUUAGGGUAAUCGAAAGCAAACAGACGUCAAUUGUAUCCUUCGGCCACCCUUUUCAGACCUUUGCUGCCACUUCGGAGGUCCGGAAGCAGCGGGACUCGACUUGGGCGAGGGAGUCACCCCUAUUCUUCUGUCCUAGAGGGCUACUUCGGUGUGCGCGCGAUAACACGCAAUGGAUGAUGAUGCAGGUGCGAUUGGGGGUGGAUGAGGAAUGAGGCAAAGGUGGGCUAAAAGCGGCGCGAGCGAGAAAGGAAAUACGAAAGCCCUACUGCCACAGGUUUAUCCCAGCGGGAAGUGCGGGAGGCUCCAAAAGAAAGGAGGGCUGACAGGGACACGGGAACCCCCAGCAGUCGGAGAGGGAGACUUAUGUAGGACUCUCGAAGCCUAGCGUAAAAGCCGCAGCGCAUGAGGAAAUGUUCAACCGUCUCGUCCUUGUCAUAUGGGGACACGCGGGAGAUGAAGAGCAGACGACUCGGUGAAGAUAGAAGCUGAGAGGCAGGGCGAGGCAGCGAGCGAGCGUCAACGAGACUUCUGACUGCCGUGAAAAACAGGAAGCCUGCUUCCACGAGAAGGACAGGUGUGCGUACGCAGGCCGCGUAAUGGCUCCAAAGGAUAGCCGUAGAAACUGUUUGCACCUGGAGACACAGACGUGUGCAAGGGGAGGGAGCAGGCCAACAAUCGCACCAGAGAGGGACAUUUUUGCGAGGGAGUCAGCAGUGAUGCAUGGCCCCUAUAACACUGUUCGACAUACAAUAUUAGGUUCCGGUUUCAAUGCGAUUUUUCAGUUUUUCUUGCAGGGUCUAUUCAGGAAUAUUUCCAUAGAAAAUGUUUAAACUGCCAAAUUUUGAUCGUUAGGCGUAGCUGUUUUCAAAAAAACUAUGGGGGCAAUAAAAGAAGACAAAGAGAAAGUUUCUUCAAUUUCAAGGGACCUACACUUGGGAACCUAUUCGACUAGCACAACCGAGAAUAAGACGACGACAACAACGAAGACACGCGCUACACUCCUCGAUCGCUGCAAGGGCGUAGACAUGCGUAUAUCUGCAUUCUUAAUGACCAUUCGACUUCUAGGUCUCUUCCCGUUUUCAUAUGGCAGACGCUUGAAUGCUUUCGUCAAGCAUUUCGAACCCAUUUCAUACGGUUAUCCCGGUGCUCCUGGUAGCCACGUCCGGUUAAAGCGUGAGGCAUCGGCGAGCAAAGAAGUUCACUUAAAAUUGCACGCACAUAGCAGGGAUUUUCACCUGCGCCUGAGGCCGGACACGUCGGUGUUCCACAAGGACUUCGUUGUCGAGACUGCAUCGGAAGGUGUUGUCAAGGUGGGCACGGGCCACAUCUAUUCUGGGGAAGUCGUGGGCGAACCUGAGAGCCACGUGUACGGGUCACUACAUAAUGGCGUCUUCGAAGGAAGUAUCAGUACGAGGAAAGAGAACUUCUAUGUUGAAGCGGCUUCCAAGUACUUCAAGAAGCCUGUGCCCUUUAAGUCUAUCAUCUACUCCAGCGACCAGGUUGAGUUCCCCCAGUCAAAGAAACCGGGGCACGGAAGUUGGUGUGGCCUCUCUGGGGACACAGAGAAGUGGAUGAAUAGAAUCCUGGAGAAUUCGCAAAGCAAACAUGUCAAAGGCCACAGAAUACAUCGUACUCACGAAAGGAUCGGGCGACGCCUCCACGGUGAAUAUCUUGAAGAUGACUCUGAUGACGUCGACGAUGAUAACGAUGCCAAUGUGGUGUAUGCGCCGAGAAAACCGCUGACAAACGACAAGGCUCUGAUGGACAACAGAACGCGUCGGAAAUCUGAUGCCUCGAGACGUGUGUGCAAUCUGCAAGUCAGCAUCGACCACCAUCUCUUCGAAUAUGUUUCGCAGGUGGUUGAGAACGCUCUUCACGUGCGACAGAGGCUCACAGCGCUCGUCGCCGCGCACGCUGCGAAACUUAACGAAGUGUUUGGUUCUACCAACUUUGAUGGUAUCGAAGACAUCAGCUUUAUUGUGCAAAGAAUCAAGAUUAACGACAGCACCAGUUGCUUGGGCAGCAAAAGCAAGAACAACCCGUUCUGCUCCAUUGCCGUCGACUCCGCACAUAUGCUUCAUUUGGCGUCGCUGGGGAACUACGAUGACUUCUGCCUCUCCUACAUAUGGACUUACAGAGAUUUCGCCGAUGGUGUUCUUGGCCUUGCCUGGAUAGCUAAACCCGAAUUCGGUAGUGGUGGCCUCUGCGAAAAGAACCGGGCUUCGGUGGAUAUCGAACCUGGAACCGGAACGUAUCAGGACUACGCUCUUAGCCUCAACGUCGGCAUCGUCACAUUCCUUAACUACAACAGCUUCGUACCUCAAAUUAUCUCCGAGCUAUCGAUGUGUCACGAGGUUGGGCACAGCUUUGGAGCACCCCAUGACGACGGUCCUGCGUGCGUUCCUGGAGGAUUCAACGGCAACUAUCUGAUGUACUCCUCAGCAACAACAGGGCUGCUCAAGAACAACGCUAUCUUCUCGCCUUGCAGUGUUCGAAAUAUAUCGAGAAUCCUGCAGACACUAUUUGACGGCAAGAGCGAUCGCGAGAACUGUUUGCUGAGAAACAUGGAACCAAUAUGUGGCAACGCGAUUCAAGAAGGCGAGGAACAGUGCGACUGUGGAAUGGGAGAAAGCGACUGCUUAGACAAGUGCUGUUACGCACGCCAUAAUGAUCACAAUGCUACAGGGUGCACCCUAAGGCCGAGAGCCGAAUGCAGCCCGUCGUCUGGAUCCUGUUGCGGCAUACAUUGCAAUAUUUUGCCUACUGGAACUGCCUGCAGACGUCCCACAAUGUGCUCCGGAAGAGCUUUUUGUGAUGGCGAAAGUGCGAGAUGCCCAUUUGCCCCUUGGAAGCCGGACAUGACACCCUGCAACAACGAUACACAAGUGUGCAGGAGAGGCACAUGCACGGGAUCCAUCUGCGAGAAAUUCGGCUUGGUGGAGUGCUCCUUGUCUGGACGGGCGCUUACCGCUGAAGAACAGUGCGUUUUAGCCUGCAGAGAUCCGGGCACUUCCGGUAGGCCGUGCCUGCCGGUGUGCCAUUUUUCCGGAAUGGAAGAACACUGCGGGAAGAAGCUUCAACCCGGAUCCCCAUGCAAUGGUCUUCGAGGGUACUGCGACGUCUUUCAAAAGUGUCGCCCAAUCGACGCCGAGGGUCCGCUUUUCCGCAUGGAGCAGUUUUUCUUUGGCGGCGAAGCGGUUUAUUCCCUUAUCAAUUUUAUUAAGGAACACGUGGUAUUAUCCGGCUUCAUUGUACUCGGGUCCAUAUGGUGCGUGGUGUUGGUAUUAAAGCUGGUUGCCGUGCACACACCCAGCCACAACCCGAAGCGACGGUCCGCGUACAGCCUAAAGGAUACGAUAAGACAUCCCUUUCAAUAUCUGGAGUGAAGCAACCAAUGUCAAUAUGGCCUAUGCUGCGCCCAUUAACUGCUUGAGGAUCGAGUUCUGCGCUUGGCAAUUAAAUGUUUUACUGCGUCCCAAGUCUGUUGAUGUGAUAUAGUAUACGCUGCCAUCUACAAUAACGCUAUCUUGAUAGUGACAUGAACACAGCAGGGCACCUACAACAAGUACUAAAUCCUAAAGUAGAAGCUCGCAAGCGUUGGACUACAUAGUGUAACUGUUCCCUAUUGAAAGAAACACAAGUCGCAUCCGUCGCGGUCGAUU